Oncorhynchus gorbuscha (pink salmon) is the source of this 2050-nucleotide messenger RNA. RefSeq names its product BAR/IMD domain containing adaptor protein 2 like 1b (gene baiap2l1b). Lineage: Eukaryota; Metazoa; Chordata; Actinopteri; Salmoniformes; Salmonidae. Gene Ontology annotation, cellular component: cytosol; nucleoplasm. Gene Ontology annotation, molecular function: protein binding. The record is from RefSeq and is a predicted model, not a curated record. Gene Ontology annotation, biological process: plasma membrane organization; positive regulation of actin filament polymerization; actin filament bundle assembly.
GUCGAACAAUAACACCCUGCCCGCCUACCUUUCCCACCAACCGACUCACUGUUAAUCGAAGCAGAAGUUUGACAGCUCAGCUUUUACCCCAGGCCGUCCUUUGAGAACGCACCGUUUGCACUUCACUUUUGCCUUCGGAAGAAAUUCUCUCCCUUUUUCAUGAUCGACUACUGUAGAAGGGAAAGACAGGUAAAUAGGAUCUUUCUCGGCAGUCUAUAUGGAGCGCGCCAUGUUAUGAAGAAUUCGAUGAGUCGAUAGUGUCACAUAUUUAUUCUGUCUGGGGAGUUUAUUCUGGACAUUUGUAUUGUUUUUAACGAGCGCUGAUAGGGAUAUAACCAUGUCGAGGGACCCUGAAGAAGUGAACAAGCUCACCGAAAGUACAUACAAGAAUGUAAUGGAACAGUUCAACCCUGGGCUCAGGAACCUGGUCAACCUGGGGAAGAGCUAUGAGAAAUCAGUGGCAGCGAUGAGCCUGGCUGGAAAGGUGUACUUUGAUGCGGUCUCUAAGAUCGGAGAGAAUGCUGCGGUCUCUCCUGUCUCCAGGGAGUUGGGCGUUGUGCUGAUGGAGAUAUCCGAGGUCCACAGGAAAGUUCACCUUGAGCUAGAGGAGAAUUUUAAGAGGUUUCACAGCGAGAUAAUAGCUGAAUUGGAGAGAAAGACAGACAUGGAUGUGAAAUACAUGACAGCCACCUUUAAGAGGUACCAGACAGAGCACAAGAUGAAGCAGGACUCUCUGGAGAGGUCACAGUCUGACCUGAAGAAACUCAGGAGGAAGAGCCAGGGCAAGAACACCAACAAGUACGAAAACAAGGAGAGUGAGUGCCUGGAGACGCUGAGGUCAGGGCAGAUGGACAUGCAGAAGUUCAUCGCCGACGGCUGCAAGGAGGCUCUGCUGGAGGAGAAGAGACGCUUCUGCUUCCUGGUGGACAAACACUGCACCUUCUCCUAUCAGAUCGCUGCCUUCCACGACAAGGCCAGAGACAUGCUUUUCGGGAAGCUGCCCACCUGGCAGGACAAGUGUGGCGAUGCCACCAACGUGCCCGAGAGCGUGAUGUCUAUGAUUGAGGGUCUUCGCACCCCAGUGUCCAUCACCCCCAGGCCCCCCAUCUCCCAGAGACACAGUAGGAGCAACUCCAUAUUCCGGGACACAGUUCCACCCCCUGCCCCGGCACUGAAGGCUCAGACCAGCCCAUUGGCCAGUAUGUUCACGCAGGACACACCCACAACAAACUCAGUCACCAGAGAGACUGAGAGUGGCACAGACUACAGGGACAAUGGAGGGGAGGAGAGUGGCGGUCUAGGUCCCAGGUCAGUGUCUGUGGCCACAGGACUCAACAACAUUGUGAAGAGACCCAGGGUCCGCACCAUCUUCCCCCACACCUCUGGGACCAACUCUACGCUGCUCAGCUUUGACGAGGGAGACAUCAUCACCCUGCUCAUACCUGAUGAGAGGGACGGAUGGCUCUACGGAGAACUGGAGAAAACCAGGCAGAGGGGAUGGUUUCCAUCAUCCUAUUGCCGGGCAUAUUCAGAGCCAAUAGUGAAUAACAACAGUGUGGGGGCUCCUCCCAUGCGCAGUAAGAGCGUGGUGAACCUGCUCCACCAGGACACAGAGACAGAUGAUUCCUCCAUGGUCCUCCCCCCUCCUGACUACAGCGACUUCCCCAAGAGGAGUGUCCUCCCGGGCAGCAAGCAGCACUCGCCCUCCCUCUCCACCUCCUCCGGGUCUUCUGUACACACGUGUAAUGUCAGCACCCAGAAUCACAUCUCCCACUACUCCAUGACGUCCGUCAGCACCCAUAAUCACAUCUCCCACUACUCCAUGAUGUUCGUCAGCACCCAGAAUCACAUCUCCCACUACUCCAUGACGUCCUUCACAAGAGACUACUUUUAGUGUAAUGUCAGCACCCAGAAUCACAUCUCCCACUACUCCAUGACGUCCUUCACAAGAGACUACUUUUAGUGUAAUGUCAGCACCCAGAAUCACAUCUCCCACUACUCCAUGAUGUCCGUCAGCACCCAGAAUCACAUCUCCCACUACUCCAUGACG